Emericellopsis atlantica is the source of this 537-nucleotide messenger RNA. RefSeq lists its product as uncharacterized. The coding region runs from base 219 to 491 and encodes 90 amino acids. The transcript has 4 exons. Lineage: Eukaryota; Fungi; Ascomycota; Sordariomycetes; Hypocreales; Bionectriaceae. The record is from RefSeq and is a predicted model, not a curated record.
UGUUGACAUUUCUAUUAUAACAUCAUUGAGGCUCUCGAGAAGCGGCUGAACAUUUUUCUGCAUCUGCGUCCACUUUCAUCAGCAAUAACACCUCUCGAACAUUGAACCUACGUACACCGACAUCGGCAAACAGCGUGCCGCCUCUUAUCAUCAACCCCACGACCACCUUCACGACCACACACACACAAACACAGGGCGAUUUUGCGAGUUUCAUCGCCAUGUGCAACUAUAUUUACAAAGAGUUGAGCUGUCAACAUCACUAUCACCUAGUGGAAUCAUGGUGUCCCAAGUACAUUGAGACGCAGAAGCGGUGUCCGCCCACCAUUGUGAGCAAACAGUACUGGGGAGACGAUAUUUGUGCCGCCUGCCGUGAGCGUCGUCAACCAAGCAAAGCACCCUGGGCCAAGAUGAUCAAGCGUCCCUCGUCGAGACGUCUGCCGACCUACCCUUCGUACCCUUACCCGCCCUCGUGCCAGAUCUCUACGCGAUGACUGCGUGUCAAGCAUGCCGACGACGCUUCAACACCGACAACAGCAC